This is a messenger RNA of Mobula hypostoma (lesser devil ray), 2173 nucleotides long. Its product is annotated as hyaluronidase-2-like. NCBI's taxonomy places the organism in Eukaryota, Metazoa, Chordata, Chondrichthyes, Myliobatiformes, Myliobatidae. Gene Ontology annotation, biological process: hyaluronan catabolic process; carbohydrate metabolic process. The coding region runs from base 224 to 1627 and encodes 467 amino acids. Gene Ontology annotation, molecular function: hyaluronoglucuronidase activity; hyalurononglucosaminidase activity. The transcript is spliced from 4 exons. The record is from RefSeq and is a predicted model, not a curated record. Gene Ontology annotation, cellular component: cytoplasmic vesicle.
CGUAGCCCAUGUUCCGGGCGGAGUCUGUAUUUGCGGAGCCGCCUGUGCUCCUCCCCGGCCCCGCGAGUCGCCCGGCGGCGGCACUGCUUCGGGAUGAAGCGGGAGGCCGGAUCGGGGCGCGGGUGAGCGGGCAUCGGCAGGCCGGGUCCCAACCGCAACAACCCAGGGCCUGAGCUGGCACUGUGGCUGGGAGCCAGUGGGGAGGUGAAAGUGACGGGGAGCCAUGGGCCAGUGGGCAGCCUGCUUCGUCCAGACAGCGACCUGCAUGGUGACCCUGCUGACCGCCGCAGCCGGGCCCCAGGCACGAAAGCAAACAUCCGCCUUUGGUGGGAAGCCGUUUGUGACUGUGUGGAACGCUCCGACCCACGACUGCAUCCGAUACUCCAUCUCCCUUGACCUUGCUGUCUUUGACGUUGUGUCCUCGCCCAACGAGGGCUUCUAUGACCAGCAGCUCACCAUCUUCUACAAGGAGCGCCUGGGCAGGUACCCCUACUUCGAGGGGCAGAGCCCGGUGAACGGGGGCUUGCCGCAGAAUGGCAGCCUGCUCCAGCACCUGCAGCAGGUCCGCACCGACAUCGACCGCUACAUCCGCUCCCACCACAGGGAAGGGCUGGCCGUGAUCGACUGGGAGGAGUGGCGGCCACUCUGGAUCCGCAACUGGAAGGGGAAGCAGAUAUACCGUAACAGAUCGCUGGCCCUGGUGUCUGAGCGCCACCCACACUGGAACCAGGCAACCAUCAACCGCCAAGCGCAGUUUGAGUUCGAGCAGUCGGCGCAGAACUUCAUGGUGAAGACACUACAGGAGGGCCGCAACGCUCGGCCCCGCAGCCUCUGGGGUUUCUAUCUGUUCCCCGACUGCUACAACCACGACUACAAAACCAAUGCAGCCAACUACACCGGCCGCUGCCCCGACGUCGAGAUCUCUCGCAACGACCUGCUGGCGUGGCUGUGGAGAAACAGCACUGCCAUCUACCCGUCCAUCUACCUGGACCACAGCCUCCGGUCCUCAGCCAGUGCCGUCAAGUUCGUUCGCUCCCGGGUCCGUGAGGCGCUGCGCGUCGCCCAGCUUCACAGCGCCAACUACUCGCUGCCCGUCUUCGUGUACUCGCGGCCCACGUAUACCUACACGGUGCAGCUGUUGACCGAGCGGGACCUGGUGACCACCGUUGGGGAGACUGCGGCAUUGGGCGCAGCUGGAAUUAUCUUCUGGGGCGACACCGACUAUAGCAACAGUGCGGAACACUGUCAGAUGAUGAAGCGUUAUGUGGAAGGAGUCUUUAGCCGUUACCUGCUGAAUGUCAGCACAGCGACUAGUUAUUGCAGUCAGUACCUGUGUGCGGGCCACGGGAGAUGUGUGCGCCGGGACAGUGAGGCUGAGACUUACCUGCACCUCAGCCCAGACAGUUUCCAGAUCGAGGAGAGCCCUGGCGAGGCCAGGCUCCGUGUCACUGGGGACCUGACUCACAGUGACAAGCUGCGAUUUCAGGAAGACUUUGAAUGCCACUGCUUCCGGGGCUGGUCAGGUCAGCGGUGUGGCACUGGACAGAGCACUGGGCCACGAAUCCUGCCCUGCGCUCUCUGCGCUCUCGGCCCUCUCUUCUCUCUGGUGCUUGUUCUGCUCCUGUGAUGACAGUUUGCAGGGAGCAUCCGCCCUCCUCCCCUCUCCAGCUGCUGUUCGCUCUGCAGGGAAGCUGUUUCACAUCCAAAGAUUUCUAUGAGUAUCAGGUGCUGUGGUGGCCACAGUAACCGGUGGUUACUGGGAGACAGUGAUGGAAUCACUGCUGCCCCUCGUUGCCCCAUCGAAGGGGGUGCAACUUUGAUCAGUGUUAAUCACUUUACUGAAGCCAGGAUCUUACUGCCAAGGACACGGACUGGGUGACGGGUGACCAUGUGCUGUCGGUGUUAAUGACGGCCACGCUGAUGAGGCCUACAGCUGCUGAAACACUCGGAACCGGUUUAUUAUUGUCACAUGUAUGUAUAUGUUAUCAUAUACUACUCAGAGAUCCAAUUUCUUGCAGGCAUUUACAGGGAAAUAAAGAAAUAUAAUAUAAUUUAUGAAAAACUAUACAUAAGCCUAGGCUGCCAAACAAUCAAUGUGCAAAAGACAAACUGUGCAAAUAAAAGUCUGUAACUCGAGUCUCUCUUCCAAGCAAGAGGACACUGAAGGAAAGAG